Messenger RNA from Coffea arabica (coffee), 3240 nucleotides. The record is from RefSeq and is a predicted model, not a curated record. NCBI's taxonomy places the organism in Eukaryota, Viridiplantae, Streptophyta, Magnoliopsida, Gentianales, Rubiaceae.
AUGGCCACAACAAUCAACCAUUUGGAUUCCCAGAACCAAGGGAAGCUGCCAUCUCAACCUGAGUUGAACCCGAAGAAUGUGAGCGCCAUGACUCUGAGGAGCGGGAAGGAAAUUCAGGGGCCUGAACCUGUGAUCCCUAAGGAUAAGGAUGAGGAAAAGAUCGAAAAUGAGCUUGAAAGGGGGGACAGCAAUGGUGCAGACCCAAAGGUACUUCCUGACCCAGUAAUUACAGCUAAAACUAACCUGCCUCCUUUCCCUAGCAGGUUGAAAAAAUCGAAGAAGCAGGAUAAGGAAAAGGCGAUUUUGGAGGUUUUUCGCAAGGUUGAGAUAAACAUCCCCCUCUUAGACGCAAUCAAACAAGUACCAAAAUAUGCCAAAUUCCUAAGGGACUUGUGUGUCAACCGAAGGCGAUUGAGGGGAGAUGAACGGGUUAUUGUUGGGGAGAAUGUGUCAGCGGUCCUGCAGAGAAAGUUUCCACCCAAGUGCGGGGACCCAGCUGAUUUUUAUGUACUUGAUAUGGAUGAUGAUCACUCCCCUGAUCCCUCACCGUUGUUAUUGGGUAGACCCUUUAUGAGCACAGCACAGACAAAAAUUGAUGUUAAUAAGGGUACCUUAUCCAUGGAAUUUGAUGGGAAAAUUGUGCACUUUAAUAUCUUUGAUACUAUGAAAUAUCCCUCAAACUCCAACUUUAGCUCAGUUUUUUCUGUGAGUGCUAUUGACCCUGCGGUGCAGGAAGUAUUUGAAACUGUUGGCAGGGAUGAGUUGGAGAGGGUAUUGCCAUCUGUGGUGCAGGCACCUGUACUGGAGUUGAAACCUCUACCAGAGCACCUGAAAUAUGCAUAUCUGGGUGAUAAUGAGACACUCCCGGUGAUUAUCUCAUCGGCACUGUCAAAAACCCAGGAGGAGAAACUGAUCCGGGUCCUUAGAGAGCAUAAAGAGGCGAUAGGUUGGACAAUUGCUGACAUUAAGGGAAUCAGCCCGGCCAUCUGUAUGCACCGGAUUAGACUAGAAGAGGAUGUCAAACCUGUUAGGCAGGCUCAAAGGAGGCUUAAUCCCCUCAUGAUGGAAGUUGUAAAGAAAGAGAUUUUAAAAUUGCUAGAUGUGGGGAUCAUCUUUGCAAUAUCUGAUAGCCCUUGGGGCAUCGAGGUUGACAAGGCUAAAAUAGACGUUAUUUCUGCAUUACCUUACCCCGCAAAUGUGCGGGAGGUGCGUUCUUUUCUUGGGCAUGCAGGUUUUUAUCGAAAGUUCAUCAAGGAUUUUUCAAAAAUUGGGGCCCCAUUGUUCCAACUCUUGCAAAAGGAUGUAGCCUUCGAGUUUAAUGACAAGUGUGAGAGAGCCUUUGACAAGCUGAAGGAAUUGUUGACUUCACCCCCAAUCAUCCAGCCCCCCGAUUGGAGUUUGCCAUUUGAAAUCAUGUGCGAUGCCAGUGAUCAUGCUGUUAGGGCUGUACUGGGGCAAAGAGUAGGAAAGGCGGCUCAUGUCAUCUAUUACGCAUCCCGGGCCUUGAAUGGAGCCCAGUUGAAUUAUUCCACCACUGAGAAGGAGUUUCUUGCGGUUAUUUUUGCUUUAGAAAAAUUCAGGUCAUAUUUGUUAGGAGCUAAAGUAAUUGUAUUUUCUGAUCAUGCAGCGUUAAGGUACCUAAUGACCAAGAAGGAUGCCAAACCGAGACUCAUCAGGUGGAUAUUGCUACUACAGGAAUUUGACCUUGAGAUAAGGGACAAAAAAGGCUCAGAAAAUCUAGUAGCAGACCAUUUGAGUCGCAUACCAGUUGGGGAGGACAAUGAGCCAUUGAAGGAUGCAUUCCCUGAAGAGCAUUUAUUUUCCUUGCAUUCUCAAUUGCCUUGGUAUGCUGACCUGGUCAAUUAUUUGGUAACUGGUAAUUUUCCUGCAGGUUGGCCAAAAUCGAAGAGGGAUAAAUUGAAGAGCGACGCCAAGUAUUUUAUCUGGGAUGACCCGUACCUGUGGAAGAGGUGUGCAGAUCAGGUAAUGAGGAGAUGUGUAAGUGAAAUGGAAUUCCAAUCGAUUCUAGCUUUUUGUCAUACUUUUGCCUGUGGAGGUCAUUUUGGACCCAAGAGGACUGCUCAUAAGAUUUUAGAAAGUGGAUUUUAUUGGCUUUCAUUGUUUAAGGAUGCCUAUGUAUUUUUUGAUUAUGUGUCCAAAUGGGUGGAGGCUAAGGCCACUCGGACUAAUGACUCGAAGGUAGUUGCAGAUUUUAUUAGGUCUAAUAUUUUUGUACGAUUUGGAAUGCCAAAAGCCAUUGUCAGUGAUAGGGGGACGCACUUCUGCAACAAAACCAUAGCUGCGUUGUUUCGCAAGUAUGGUGUACUCCACAGGGUCUCGACAUCGUACCACCCUCAGACCAAUGGUCAAGCGGAGGUAUCAAACCGGGAGAUUAAGUCCAUUCUGGAGAAAAUGGUGCGCCCCGAUAGGAAAGAUUGGAGUUCAAGGUUGGAAGAUGCUUUGUGGGCAUAUAGGACCGCUUACAAGACGCCUAUAGGGAUGUCUCCCUAUAGGUUAGUAUUUGGUAAGCCUUGCUAUCUUCCAGUGGAGUUCGAGCACAAGGCUUUUUGGGCGAUAAAGCAAUGCAACAUGAACCUAGAAGAGGCCGGUGCCCGACGGAAAUUGGAUUUACAGGAGUUGGAGGAGAUUCGCAAUGAGGCCUAUGAGAAUGCGGUAAUUUAUAAGGAGAAAAAUAAGAUUUUUCAUGACCAACAGAUCUCGAGGAGGACAUUCGAGUGUGGGCAAAAAGUUCUCCUGUACCACUCCAAAUUGAAGUUAUUUCCAAUAGAGAUCCAAAGUUUGAAGACUGAGAAGAAAUUUGUAGUGAAUGGUCAUCGUCUCAAGCCGUAUUAUGAAGGGGUUCCAAUUGAACGGGUGGAGAUGGAUGUAGCCUUCGACUUUGAUGACAAGUGUGGGAGAGCCUUCGACAAGUUGAAGGAAUUGUUGAUCUCACCUCCAAUCAUCCAGCCCCCUGACUGGAAUUUACCAUUUGAGAUUAUGUGUGAUGCCAGUGACCAUGCUGUAGGGGCUGUGCUAGGGCAAAGAGUGGGAAAGGCACCUCACGUCAUCUACUAUGCGUCCCGAGCGUUAAAUGGAGUCCAAUUGAAUUACUCCACCACUGAGAAGGAGCUUCUUGCAGUUAUUUUUGCUUUAGAAAAAUUCAGCAUUAAGGUACCUAAUGACCAAGAAGGAUGCCAAAUCGAGGCUCAUCAGGUGGAUAUUGCUACUACAGGAAUUUGA